CCUCCUAACCAGCUGAGCUCAACCUGCUUCCUGAUUCUCGUUUAUUCUGGGAAACAGUAUCAGCAAUUACAGCUAAGACAUCUUACUUACAUCGGCUCAUCUCAGAAGAGUGAACUCAACUACAGAGUGCGGUAAACCAACUGAAGAGAAGAUUUAUUUCUCCCGGUCAAUUUCAGAUUCAGAAACAAGAAUGUCUCAAACUGUCAUACCCGUGACCUCUUCGACGCUUGUCAUCCAGUUUCAACCACCAACACAAACAACAGCAGCUGGAACUGGGACAAAUGCUCCUGUGCCUGUUUAUGUACAACAGCUAGCAGGAGUUUCACCUCUUCAUGGACUUCAGGCAUUUCUGAAAGGCCAACCAAAAGCCCUUGGGACUGUCCAGAUAAUGAUUGGUCUGUUGACUUUCCUGUUGGGAAUCGUGUCUUCACUUCAUGCAGAAUCCAUCUCUGUCUUUAGUGGUGUUGUUUACUGGGGAUCUCUCAUCUACAUUAUUGCAGGCUCACUCUCCAUUGCUGCAGAAAACAAACUGAAUUCACCCUCCAGUUUGUGUUUGGUGAAAGGUUCACUUGGAAUGAACAUUUUCAGUACUUUAACUGCAGGCAUUUCCAUUAUCAUAAUUUCAUUGGAUUUGGCUUUAGGGCCAUUGAACACUUACUGCAACCAUUUUCAUGAUUGUUAUUAUAUUGAGGAAAAGUAUAAGACUCUCUACUGGGGAAUUAGUGGUGUAUCAUUGAUAUUCGCCUUCCUUCAGUUUAUCAUUUCCAUCUAUCUGUCAGCAUUUGCCUGUAAAGUCACCCCCUGUUGUACUCCACAGGUGGCGUUUGUUCCACAAGUUUUACCUCAACAGCCCUGUGAUUUCAGGCACACUCAUGUCCAUGAUCUUAACAACCCAGAGAUAUCUGUGGUCAGCAACCCUUCAAUGCAUCACCUUCCUGCAGAAAUUCCUCCACAAUACAGUGAAUUUAAAGAGUGAAUAUUAAAACAGACUGGACAGAGUUGAGGUGGGACACAUGAGUUUCCCAGUGAUUUCCUGUCUCUCUAAUGUCAUUAAAAAGAGAACAUAACAACAAAGGAAAAAUCACUUGAUCAAAUAAUUACAGAUUUUUUAAGUCACAAAUGUGUAAACAACUAUUUAAGACUAGAUAGAUUAUUCAUAGAUUCAUUUUUUUUUCUUUGCUUAAGUUUACUUUAUCAUUACUGAAAUUGGAUAGAUUGUUUCGAACAACUACUCGCUUUAUUCUUACAGAUUAUACUGUAUUAAGUAUACCAAAUUAAAAAAUGGCUUAUUCGUU
Messenger RNA from Ctenopharyngodon idella (grass carp), 1295 nucleotides. Its product is annotated as membrane-spanning 4-domains subfamily A member 4A-like. The transcript is spliced from 8 exons. NCBI's taxonomy places the organism in Eukaryota, Metazoa, Chordata, Actinopteri, Cypriniformes, Xenocyprididae. The coding region runs from base 191 to 976 and encodes 261 amino acids. Gene Ontology annotation, cellular component: membrane. The record is from RefSeq and is a predicted model, not a curated record.